Branchiostoma belcheri (Belcher's lancelet) is the source of this 1303-nucleotide messenger RNA. RefSeq names its product stromelysin-3-like. Bases 122 to 1303 code for a protein of 393 amino acids. Gene Ontology annotation, cellular component: extracellular matrix. Lineage: Eukaryota; Metazoa; Chordata; Leptocardii; Amphioxiformes; Branchiostomatidae. Gene Ontology annotation, molecular function: zinc ion binding; metalloendopeptidase activity. The record is from RefSeq and is a predicted model, not a curated record. The transcript has 8 exons. Gene Ontology annotation, biological process: collagen catabolic process; extracellular matrix organization; proteolysis.
UGACAUGCCCAGGCCGGUUUGAGUAGGCGCUUAGGGCCGAUGUGCGACUUCAGAAGGUAGAGAGACAGCGCCUGAUACGGUCCGCUCCUGUAUACACUAGAGGAUAAGUGCUGGCAGAACUAUGAUGAUGAAGGUUUGGCUGCUGGUUGUGUUCACCGUCGUGAGUGGCCCAGACUCACUAGUCCGCGUGGCGUCCCUCCCUAACGCCAGAUAUACAACCUCGGACCCGGGCAGGGAGCGGCCAGGGUCAGCGGAAGACGAGCCCACAGAUGUGUCGAAUAUAGCGAUCAUCGACGGUCCGGACUGGAAUGAGACUCAGCGCACGACCGAGCACCCCCGGAGUAAGCGGCAGGACCCGGCCAUGGCGUACUACGAGCGGCUCACGGACCACUGCGGCGUCGACAACGAGGCCGACUUCACGCCGCCUCUGACCGGGGACGACGCCGCCAGAAGGAAAAGAUACGCAUUAGUAGGGUCCAAAUGGAAGCGGACGGACCUGACGUUCCGGAUCGUGAACAGACCCAGGUACAUCUCUGAGAAGGAGCUGAGGCGGGUCAUCCUGCGGUCCCUCAAGCUGUGGACAGACGUCACUCCGCUCACCUUCCGGGAGGUCGUCAACGGGGACGCCGACAUCAUGUUCGAGUUCCACCGCGGGGACCACAACGACGGACAUCCUUUCGACGGGCUGGGAGGUAUAUUCGCACAUGCCUUCUUUCCUGAGAACGGCGAUGUCCACUAUGACGCAGACGAGCCGUGGACCACUGAUUCUCGCUAUGCCUCCUCCAAGAAAGACCUGUUCCUGAUAACAGCACACGAGGUCGGACACAGUCUGGGUCUGGGUCAUUCCCAGCUGUUCGGUGCCCUGAUGAGAAGGUCCUACCAGGAUAUCGCGCAGAACGGGGACUUGUACCGGCUGCCUUCUGACGACGAGAGAGGGGCGCUGGCUGUGUACGGUGACUGUCCGAAGAUUUCCUGGUGGUCGAAUCACGUGGUGGGCACUAAGAUGGACAUAGGCCGUUACGACCGCUACUUUAAGAGACCGUAUACCAUCUGCAAGAACGAAUAUGACGCAAUUAUGCUGGGUGUAGACAGGUUCACCUACGCCUUCAGGAAGAGUUUCUUCUGGCGGAUAACGGACGUGGGGAUCCAGGGGAGACCGCAGAAGAUCAACAGGCGGUGGAAAGAGCUCGGUCCGGGGAAAGUCGAUGCCGCGGCGACAUCGAGGGCGACGCAUCGGACUUAUUUCUUCAAAGGUUUCUCUCUUCGAAUUCUUUUGGCCAGUACAGUACAGACCCACUUUUGA